GCAAAAUUCCACACCGAUCCCACUAUACCGCACGUCUUUGGGCGCUGCUACGGCCGAGAAGCCUGGCCCCCUCGAGGUUGGCCCAGAAUUCGGGACGCUUGCCGGUCCGGCAUCAAGACGAGAUCUGAUUGGUCAACAAUCUGGACCCAACAGCCAAUCAUGACCCAGUAUUGGCCAAAUGCCGGUUGCCAAUGGAGCUCCAGAACGCGUCAGAAAUUCCAGAAAGUUAUAACCGCUUACGCUAUAUAUACGAAGCGCUGUACAACUGUUCUUGACUUCGUUUUUGGUAUUAAUAGACCUUGUGCAACUUUGACUUCUACAGUACGUUUGUCACUAGUGUUAACCAGCAGUUUAUGUAACAUAAAUUCCGAAAUCUGCAAACAUAGUCUUGGAUAA
Opisthorchis viverrini is the source of this 396-nucleotide messenger RNA. RefSeq lists its product as hypothetical. The annotation marks the transcript as partial. The transcript is spliced from 2 exons. Lineage: Eukaryota; Metazoa; Platyhelminthes; Trematoda; Opisthorchiida; Opisthorchiidae. The record is from RefSeq and is a predicted model, not a curated record.